Andrographis paniculata is the source of this 1360-nucleotide messenger RNA. RefSeq names its product probable galacturonosyltransferase-like 1. Gene Ontology annotation, molecular function: glycosyltransferase activity. The transcript has a single exon. The record is from RefSeq and is a predicted model, not a curated record. The coding region runs from base 50 to 1114 and encodes 354 amino acids. NCBI's taxonomy places the organism in Eukaryota, Viridiplantae, Streptophyta, Magnoliopsida, Lamiales, Acanthaceae. Gene Ontology annotation, cellular component: Golgi apparatus.
UUCUCUUCCAAUCUUAAAAAAAAAAAAAAAAAACCCAAAAUCCCUCCUAAUGAUUCUGCCAUCGGCGCCGCCGCCGCUACUCUCCGCCGCCGUCGCCGUUCUAUUCAUCAUCGGAAAUGUCCGAUCGGCGAUUCCUGAGCAGCAAUUCAGAGAAGCGCCGAAAUUCUACAACUCGCCGGAAUGCGCCCGGCGUCCCGACAGAAACCCCGCCGCCGGCGACACCCAAACCCUCGUGUGCGCCGCCGGCGUCAUCCAUGUGGCGAUGACGCUGGACGCGGCGUACAUCCGCGGGUCGAUGGCGGCGGUGCUGUCGAUUCUGCAGCACACGGCGUGCCCGCAGGACGUGUUCUUCCACUUCGUGGCGUCGGCGUCGGCGGACGCGUCGCGUCUACGCGCCACCAUCGGCGGCUCGUUUCCGUACCUGGAUUUCGAGAUCUACCCGUUCCACGACGCGGCGGUGGCGGGGCUGAUCUCGACGUCGAUCCGGUCAGCUCUCGACUGCCCGCUGAACUAUGCCCGGAGCUACCUCGCCGACCUCCUGCCGCCGUGCGUCCGCCGCGUCGUCUACCUGGACUCCGACCUGGUCCUCGUCGACGACAUCGCCAAGCUCGCCGGAAUCCCUCUCGCCGGCGACCUCGUCCUGGCGGCGCCGGAAUACUGCAACGCCAAUUUCACCUCCUACUUCACACCGACCUUCUGGUCCAGCCCUUCCCUCUCCCUCACCUUCUCCAACCGCCGCGCCUGCUACUUCAACACCGGCGUCAUGGUCAUCGACCUGGCGCGGUGGCGCGCCGGCGGCUACACGACAAAGAUCGAGGAAUGGAUGGAGCUCCAAAAGCGUAUGAGGAUCUACGAAUUAGGAUCCCUCCCGCCGUUCCUGCUGGUGUUCGCCGGAAAAAUCGCCGCCGUCGACCACCGCUGGAACCAGCACGGCCUCGGCGGCGACAAUUUUCGGGGACUUUGCCGGGACUUGCAUCCCGGCCCCGUCAGCCUCCUCCAUUGGAGCGGCAAAGGCAAGCCGUGGGCUCGGCUCGACGCCAGCCGCCCCUGCCCUCUGGACGCCCUCUGGGCCCCCUACGAUCUGCUCAAACCCAAAUAUUCCUUCGACUCUUAACCCGACCCGACCCGAGAAUUGUAUAUAUAUGAUAUACAGAGGAGGAUGCAAUUUUAUUUUUUAUUUUUUUGUAUUGGUAAGUGUUUCGAUUUUUGGAAUAAUUGCACUGUGGUGCUUCAGAUCAUUUUUUCUGUUUUAUUAUUAUUUUUAUUGUUAAUUUUGUACAGAAAAUUUAUUGAUUGAUAUUUUUUGAGGAAAGAAAUAACAAUAAUUGUUGUUUAUAGUAAUGUUUUCUAUUUUAAGCUG